This is a messenger RNA of Priapulus caudatus, 1922 nucleotides long. Its product is annotated as phytanoyl-CoA dioxygenase domain-containing protein 1-like. Bases 148 to 996 code for a protein of 282 amino acids. The record is from RefSeq and is a predicted model, not a curated record. Lineage: Eukaryota; Metazoa; Priapulida; Priapulimorpha; Priapulimorphida; Priapulidae. The transcript has 11 exons.
CUAUCACUGACUUGACACCGAGAUUCGUAUUGACGUAUUAUGGGGUGGAGCACGUAGCGAGCUAGAGCGAUACUCCCACUGACACUGUCCCAGUACUGAGUAUUUCAGGUGUUCCCUCACAUUCAUUUCUGCCAGCUGAUAGUAGUAAUGGCCAACGAAGACCAGGCUCGACAGUUUCAUGAAGAUGGUUUCUUGGCAAUUGAGAACUUCUUAUCGGAUGACGAGAUUAACUCAAUGAAGACAGCAUCAAAGAUGUUGGUGGACGAUAUGGUUCCGGACGAACAUAAGACCAUCUUUAAGGCUGGAGAUAAGCAAAAAUCCAAUGACUAUUUCAUGAAUAGCACAGACAAGAUAAGGUUCUUCUUCGAAGAUGAAGCAAUUGGACCCAAUGGAGAACUGCUAGUAGAGAAACAUAAUGGUUUGAACAAGAUUGGGCAUGCUCUACACUGGCUGAAUCCAGCUUUCAAGAACGUCACGUUCAGUAAGAAGAUUCAGGAAGUAGCAAAAAACAUUGGUUUUCAGAGGCCUGUUGUUGUACAAAGUAUGGUUAUUCUAAAACCACCGAGAAUCGGAGCAGCAGUUGGGCCACAUCAAGACUUGUCGUUUCUGUAUACGGACCCACCGAAAGUUGUCGGGUUUUGGUUAGCACUCGACGAUGCUACCUUAGAGAACAGCUGCAUGUGGUUUUCUCCAAAAUCACACAAUGGGGGAAUAAAACUACGGUAUCGGCGAACUCCGGAUGAGAACAGCACAACUAUGGAGUUCGACAACCCUACUCUAAGGGACGAAGACUAUGAAUGGGUGCCCGUUCCAGUAAAGAAAGGUACUCUAGUACUUAUUCAUGGAGCGGUGGCCCAUAAAAGUGAGAAGAACCUUUCUAAUAAGCCGCGUCAGAUCUAUACAUUCCAUGUAGCAGAAAGUGAGAACACAACUUGGAGCAAACUCAACUGGUUGCAGCCAACUAAAGAGCUGCAAUUCCCUCAGCUCUUUGGAUAAGUUAUCUGUUUUAAUUACUACUUCUGGACUGAACUACUACAACUGAAAAUCUAAUGGACAGCUGGACAAACAACUUAAUUUAUGAGAAGUCCUAGCUACUGAAAAAUGGGUGCUCUGCAUAUUUUCUGGAAACUGAAUUAAAGAUAAUAUAUAAAGGCGAGGCGUGCUAAAAAAUUACUCCGGAUAAAGCACAAUGUAAAAACUUGUGCUAGUGAUUGCUGGCAGUUUAGUUUCUGUGAUAUUCUGUCACAUAUUAGUUUUAGGUUUCUGGAUACCAGACGCCUGCUUGAACAUACACCGACGCACAGUAACGUCAACAAUCUGAUUAUAGUCUUGAUCUUGCCGAAGGGCAAAUUCACAACUGUAGUGGUUGUCAUUUUCUUUUUAAUAGUAAAUUUCGCCGAGAUUUUCAUAUGUGCAACUGACGAUAUGAAAGGUGCUAUCAUAGAUGUAUAAAAACACAUUAUGUGUUUUGUAUGUAUUUGUUUAUGUAUACGUAAUGUCUGUAUCGGCGUAUGUGUUUUUAUAUAUCUAAUUAUCUAUGGUUCUAUAUAAAAAGGAAGUCGAUAUAAAUGGUGCUAUAUAAAAAGGAAGUCGGUAGCGGCUCGAGUCUAUUGACGCUAUCUGAGAUGGUCCAUCUGGUUUUGGGUGUGCUGUCAGAUCAGUUUGAUUUGGAAGACAUUUGUGCCUUCAGAAGGUGAGUUCUGGUUUACAACUCUCUAAAUGGCAGUUUUGAUAUCCGUGGUAUUAGGGACGAAGUGUAUUGAUGAAUCUUGGUAUCCAAGUUGGCAGUUAGGUUUAAAUGUCGGUUACCACACAGUCAGCUGCCAAAAUUUAAAAUCGGGAUGUUUGUUGUUAUUCACCAUAUAAGAAAAAAAUAUAAUGAUUGUUGUUUUAUGAAAUAAAUUUAUAUUUGAUUUUACAAA